Molecule: messenger RNA, 1181 nt
Organism: Melanaphis sacchari
Lineage: Eukaryota; Metazoa; Arthropoda; Insecta; Hemiptera; Aphididae
Product: KRAB-A domain-containing protein 2-like
Exons: 1
Coding region: 13-1170 (385 amino acids)
Biological process (GO): DNA integration
Molecular function (GO): nucleic acid binding
Source: RefSeq, a predicted model, not a curated record
GUGUGCUUUAAAAUGAAAACCAAAUUUGAUACAAUUAUAAAAAAUACAACAACAGAACGUAAUAACAGCACGUUUUUGCUGAAAGAAAAAUAUGAUUCCUUAAUAAGUGAAGUGAAACGUAUUAAAACAGGAAAAAAAGAAUCGCCACGUGAUUAUUGGUUAGUACAACGGUAUGAUGUGAUAGAAGUGCAAGGUAAUGAAAAACUUAUACGUCCAAUGAAAGAAAAUUCUGAUAUUAUAUUUUACGUCCACGACGAAGAAUUAUAUGAUAUUUUACUUAACAUUCACCUAUCUAUUGGACAUGGUGGUAGAGACAGAAUGAUGUAUGAACUCAAAAAAAAAUAUAAAAAUAUUACUCAAUCAAACGUCAAAAUUUUUUUAAAUUUAUGUGAAUCAUGUGUAAAAAAACAAAAAAGUGAAAAAAAAGGUAUCGUGACAAAUCCUAUGAUUUUUUCUGAAUUAAAUAGUAGAUGUCAAUUAGAUCUUAUUGAUUAUCAAAGUCAAGCUGAUGGUGAAUAUAAAUUUGUGUUGGUGUAUCAAGAUCAUUUGACUAAAUUUUGUAUUAUAAAACCAUUAAAAUCGAAAAGAGCUGAAGAAGUAGCAUAUUGUCUCAUAGAUAUUUUUACGGUGUUCGGUGCUCCAAGUGUACUACAAAGUGACAACGGUCGUGAAUUCAGAAACCAAACAAUAGAUUCAUUAAAAGAAAUGUGGCCUGAAUUAUCUAUUAUUCAUGGCAAACCUCGCCACAGUCAGUCCCAAGGAUCAGUGGAGAGGGCAAAUCAAGAUAUAGAGAAUAUGAUAAUUACCUGGAUGAAGGACAACAACACAACAAAAUGGAGUGAAGGGCUAAGGUUUAUUCAAUUUAUGAAAAAUAAAGCUUUUCAUAGGGGGAUAGGACGAAGUCCUUAUGAAGCUAUGUUCGGAUGUUCCCCAAAAGUAGGAAUUUCUUCAAAUACUCCAGACAAUAUUUUGAAAGUUUUGAAUACAGACAAAAGUUUAAAUAAUAAAAUUAACAAAGAUUUAGAGAAAAAUAACUGUAAAAUAUGCAAACAUAUAUUUAUGGAAAAUGAAGGGAAUACCGAGGAAGAAUUGUGUCAACUUUGCAUAAAUAAAGAAAAUAUUUCCAAUAAAAGAGAAGAAGCAAAAAAAAUGCUUAGAACGUCAAGCUAAAAGAAUGAAAC